CCCAUAAUGCAUCCUGCCUGAUCACUGAACAGCUCUACAGCUUGCACUUCCAUAAAGUGUUGUUGAAUACUGUUUUAUCAUCGUAGAGAAGAAGACUGGUGCACAUCUUUGUACUUUUGCAGCAGCAUGUCUGAAUAUAUGACAUUCCAGCAUGGCAAGCCUCGGUUCGACCAGAACACAUUUUUUGGUCGGUUCAGGCACUUCCUGGAUGUGAUUGACCCCAGCACACUCUUCGUGACAGAGAAACGUCUGCAGGAGUCUGUGGAGCUGCUCGACCGAUUCAAACAAGGAACUCUGCCUCCAGGUGUGACAGAUGCUCAGCUUUGGCAAGCUCAAAAAAUAAAGCAGGCCAUCAUCCACCCUGACACGGGGGAGAAGAUCCUCAUGCCCUUUCGGAUGUCAGGUUUUAUCCCAUUUGGCACACCAGUGGUUGUUGGCCUCCUUCUCCCAAAUCAAACAUUGGUGUCAACUAUCUUCUGGCAGUGGUUAAACCAGAGUCACAAUGCCUGUGUGAACUACUCCAACCGCAACGCCUCCAAGCCAGCUCCAGCUUCCAAAUUCGUCCAGGGAUACCUCGGAGCGGUGACCAGCGCAGUCUCCAUCGCUGUGGGGUUGAACGUGUUAAUCCAGAAAGCCAGCGGCUUCAGCCCAACUACCAGGCUUUUGGUGCAGAGGUUCAUCCCCUUCCCAGCAGUGGCGAGUGCAAACGUCUGCAACGUGGUGCUCAUGAGACACUCUGAGCUGGCGGAGGGCAUCAACGUGCUCGACGACAACGGCAACGUGGUGGGAACGUCGAAAGUGGCUGCCAGGCAUGCCCUUUUAGAAACAGCUCUGACCAGAGUGGUCCUACCCAUGCCAAUUCUGAUCCUCCCUCCCAUCAUCAUGGCUGCACUGGAAAAGCUUCCUCUCCUGCAGAGACGGCGGAGGCUCGUCCUGCCCGUCCACAGUCUGGUGGUUCUCGCCGCCUUUGGCCUGGCUCUGCCUCUCGCCAUCAGUCUCUUCCCACAGAUGUCCCAGAUCAGUGUGAGUGAGCUGGAGCCCGAGAUCGCCAUGGCAACAGAUUGUAAGAUUGUGACAUAUAAUAAAGGCUUGUGAGCGAUCUCUACGGCCCGACACGUGAAGAUAUAGGACCCGCCGCUCAUCAUGAAGCUGCCAGAGACUGAAUCAUGGUAAACUUGGCUGCGUUAUCCAGUGAGAAGUUAGCAUACGGUUGCAGAGAAAGGCAGAUGAUACUGGGAAUACAUGUUGUUUACGCCAAGACAAUAAGCAAUAACACAUAAUGACAUAUUGUGAUGAAGGAAAUAUAGCAACACCUCAGAAAUUAUCAAUUUUAUAACAUGGGCACUUACCAAUGAAAUAACACCAAAUAGCACGUCUAAAUGAUUGUAGGUGGUCUGGAUUGUAAAAACUGUGAAUGAAGUCAGGAUGAAUGUAUUUUUGUGAUUUCUUUUGUUUCUUGUUUAUAAUUUAAUGAAGCGUUCCCAAACUUCUCUUGCUACCAACCCAACAACCCACUGUCACAGGUUGUAUGUCUAUAAGCUGUGAGCUGUUCAAUCAAAGCGUUGUUUUCUCCUCUCAGAUUGUUUCGUAUCAAUCAUUUUAAAACUACAGUAUCGCACAAGAAAGAAGCAACGAUUAGAGAAAAGUCAGAAAAAUAAACAUAAUUUUGUUGAUUAGAAUUUAGUUUUUUUCUUAUUUCAUACCUGGACAAUCAUCUUGCAACCCAUUAGAUUGAUCUUGCGACCUCUUGUAGGGGUCCUGACCCCCAGGUUGAGAACCACUGAUUUAAUGUAUGUAGAAAUUCAGCCAAAUGGAAAUAUAACUCUGUCUGAUUUUGUUAUAGUGCCACUAAAGCCAAAAAAAAA
Messenger RNA from Sebastes umbrosus (honeycomb rockfish), 1865 nucleotides. It is a transcript of the gene sfxn5a, whose product is annotated as sideroflexin 5a. The record is from RefSeq and is a predicted model, not a curated record. The coding region runs from base 127 to 1095 and encodes 322 amino acids. Gene Ontology annotation, cellular component: mitochondrial inner membrane. Gene Ontology annotation, molecular function: monoatomic ion transmembrane transporter activity; citrate transmembrane transporter activity. NCBI's taxonomy places the organism in Eukaryota, Metazoa, Chordata, Actinopteri, Perciformes, Sebastidae. Gene Ontology annotation, biological process: citrate transport; monoatomic ion transport; mitochondrial transmembrane transport. The transcript is spliced from 14 exons.